Messenger RNA from Danio rerio (zebrafish), 2565 nucleotides. The record is from RefSeq and is a predicted model, not a curated record. Lineage: Eukaryota; Metazoa; Chordata; Actinopteri; Cypriniformes; Danionidae.
UUUUGUUCGUUUACGCUGGGAUGGGAGCUUUAUUCUGUGUCACGGAUUUGUCCUCUCUUAUUUAAAAGCGACAAUUUUACCACGAAUACACGGUGUCAUGAACAAGAAGCGCACUCUGGUGGCAAAUUGCAUGUUCUUUGUUUUAUAAAAGAGGUUUUAACGAUGGAAGCCGGAGGACAAAGACGCAAAUGCGAUUUCUGGUGGAAGGCUUUGUGUUUCUUCUCGCAGCUUAGCAUCACGCUGCAGAUUUCAAGCCAAAUACGAUAUUCUGUGCCAGAGGAGGUACUUGAGGGAUAUACUGUGGGAAAUAUCGCAAAGGAUUUGGGUCUUGAUGCGAAUACUUUGGUGGAUAGACGGUUCCGUAUCGUCUCUGGAUCGAAAGAUUCUCUCUUUGAGGUAAAUCAAAACAAUGGCGAGUUGCAUGUCAGUAAGAAAAUUGAUAGAGAAGAGCUGUGUGAGGGAAACAGCGUAUGCUUGGUGAACUUAAAAGUCGCAGUUGAAAAUCCACUUGAAAUACAUUAUGUUGGAGUAGAAAUCACUGACGUGAAUGAUCACAGUCCUCGUUUCCCCGAGAAAGAGCAGCAUUUUAAAAUGGCUGAGAACACAAUUGAAGGUGCACGCUUCGAGCUCCAAAUUGCAAGAGAUCCAGACAUCGGAAGCAAUUCAAUUCGACAUUAUAAAUUAGCAAAAAAUAGCUUUUUUGAGCUGGAAAUGAGAGACGGCGACGAAGAGGAAAAGAAUCCGAUUUUAGUUUUGCUUAAACAUUUAGACAGAGAGAAAAAUUCCGAGCAUAGACUUGUGUUGACUGCAGUGGAUGGAGGCGUCCCCUCUAAGUCAGGUACUUUAAAUAUUACUAUUACUGUUCUUGACUCCAACGAUAACCGCCCUGUAUGUACUAAAGAUACAUAUUCAGUAACACUUCCAGAAAACACACCUAUAGGGACAGUAAUAGCAAGAGUAAACGCCACUGAUUCUGAUGAGGGUUUAAAUGGGGAGGUUAUAUACACACUAGGGAAAACUAGUAGGCGAAAAGUGCAUGAAAUAUUUAGCCUAGAUAGUAUAACUGGCGAAAUUAAUAUUAAAGAGCCAAUUGAUUUUGAAGAGAACGAGGUACAUAGACUUACAGUGCAGGCUACUGAUAAAGGACAGCCGCCGAUGACCACUGACUGCAGAGUAAUUAUUAAAAUCACCGACGAGAAUGAUAAUAACCCGGAGAUUGACGUCACGUCCCUUUCUAACAUCAUACCUGAGAACUCAAAACCCGGUACUGUGAUAUCUCUAAUUAGUGUAUCAGAUAAAGACUCUGGUGUUAAUGGGAAGGUUGUUUGUAGUCUUUCAGAUAAUGUUCCGUUCGAGUUAAAACCAUCUGUGCAGGAAAAUAUGUAUUCUUUAAUUACUAAAGGUGAGUUGGACAGGGAAGUUGUGGCAGAUUAUAAAAUCACGAUUAAAGCCAGUGAUCUCGGUCAGCCGUCUCUCUCCUCUUUUAAAACUGUUACUGUGCAGGUGGCUGAUGUUAAUGACAAUAAACCAGAGUUUGACAGAAAUCCCCUUGAGCUGUAUUUAGUGGAAAACAACACGCCUGGUGCGUCAGUAUUCUCCGUGAGCGCGUCAGAUAAAGAUCUAAACGAAAAUGCUGCGAUAUCCUAUCAGAUAGUUAGAGGAAAUGGUACAGAGAGUGACAUGUCUUCCUUUCUCAGUAUUAACCAUGAAAGUGGAGUCAUCAAUGCGCUGAAAAGUUUUGAUUUUGAAGCCAUUAAGAAGUUUCAGUUCCACAUACUCGCCACAGACUCUGGAAGUCCAUCUCUAAGCAGUAACGUGACAGUGAACGUGUUUAUUCUGGAUCAGAACGACAACGUUCCAGUGAUCUUAUAUCCAGUCAGCGCUAACGGUUCUGCUGAGGGUGUGGAAGAGAUUCCCCGUAAUGUGAACGCAGGUCAUUUGGUGACUAAAGUCAGAGCCUAUGACGCAGAUAUAGGAUACAACGGCUGGUUAUUAUUCUCACUGCAGGAAGUUAGUGAGCACAGUCUCUUUGCUUUGGACCGCUAUACAGGACAGAUAAGGACCCUUCGCUCAUUCACAGAAACAGACGAGGCCCAGCAUAAACUGGUCAUACUGGUCAAAGACAAUGGGAACGUUUCCCUCUCAGCAACAGCGACUGUGAUUGUCAAAGUUGUGGAGCCCAAAGAGGCUUUUGCAGCUUCUGAUGUUAAAAACGCAGAGAAAGACGAGGAGGAAAACAACGUGACAUUUUAUUUGAUCAUCACUUUGGGCUCGGUUUCGGUGCUUUUCGUCAUCAGCAUCAUCGUGUUGAUUGUAAUGCAGUGCUCCAAAUCUACAGACUAUUCGUCCAAGUAUUUACAGGACACAAAUUAUGACGGGACUCUGUGUCACAGCAUCCAGUACAGAUCUGGAGACAAACGCUACAUGUUAGUUGGACCCAGAAUGAGUAUCGGCUCUACUAUAGCACCAGGCAGUAAUAGGAAUACUCUAGUCAUACCAGAUCGCAGGAGGAGAGACUCUGGAGAGGUAAGCGCCCUUUCCUUGGUACGAAGUCUUAAGCUGUGA